AUGGGUAUUAUGGCACGAGAGCUAUAUAAAUUAUCUAUGGGAAAAUAUAAGAUUAAGCGAAUAUCUGGAUUGGAUCCUGCACAUUAUGGCUUUUUUCCAUUUCCAUCUCAUGAAAAUCCACUCUCACCGAAUGACGCAGAGUUCGUUGAUGCAAUUCAUACAGAUGUGAAUUUUAUUGGAACAAACUAUCGUGUAGGUCACGUUGACUUUUAUCCUAACAAUGGAAAUUUACAGCCAGGUUGCCCGCAAUUUAAAUUUAAUAAUUACAUGCAACUCGUUAAUAGUUUCUGUUCACACCAUCAAAGUUGGAGAUAUUGGGCGGAAACGGUAAAGCCAGGGAAUGAAAGAAUUUUCCCAGCAGUAUUAUGUAAAGAUUACAAAGAUUUCAUCGAUGGAAAAUGCAAUGAAAAUCCCAUUAAUUUUAUGGGUUAUGAAGCAACAUCGAGCGUUCCUGGAGCAUUUUAUAAUGAACUGCGUUCAAAUGUAAAUUUUACGGUUGAUGACUCGUAUUACUCAUAUCUUGCGACAUCCUUAAACUAUCGUAGCGAUUUGGUGCGAAUUGUCAAGAGACUUUGGCAAUUUUAUAGACGAUUGACUCGAAAAAACUAA
This is a messenger RNA of Chironomus riparius, 609 nucleotides long. NCBI's taxonomy places the organism in Eukaryota, Metazoa, Arthropoda, Insecta, Diptera, Chironomidae. The record is from the annotation of a GenBank genome assembly.